This is a messenger RNA of Hydra vulgaris (swiftwater hydra), 2268 nucleotides long. RefSeq names its product dipeptidyl peptidase 3. NCBI's taxonomy places the organism in Eukaryota, Metazoa, Cnidaria, Hydrozoa, Anthoathecata, Hydridae. Gene Ontology annotation, molecular function: dipeptidyl-peptidase activity; metalloexopeptidase activity. Gene Ontology annotation, cellular component: cytoplasm. The record is from RefSeq and is a predicted model, not a curated record. Gene Ontology annotation, biological process: proteolysis.
UUAGGAAAUUUAUACAUAUAUAAAAUGGCAGCAUUAAUUGAAAAUAAAAAUUUUGUAAUUCCAAAUUCAGCUCCUGUUGCUCUUUUGGAUUGUAGUGAUGCAUUUCGAAGUUUAACAGACAAAGAAAAAAGGUAUGCUCAUUAUAUGGCAAAGGCAUGCAAUGAAGGUGCUCUAAUCGUUCUUUUACAAACUUCUCCAGAGUCACCUGGAAUUUUUUUGAUGUUACAAAGAUUAUUUUCAGAGCAGAGCAUAGAGUCAUUAAAAAAUAGUGCAUUUCAAGCAUGUAGGUCAAUUACAGAUGAUGAUUUUCAGUCUUUGCUUACAUAUGGUGCAGGAUUUUACAGUAAUAUGGGCAACUACAAAUCAUUUGGAGACACAAAAAUUGUUCCAGCAAUAACCAAGGAUAAGUUUCAGGAAAUUAUUUAUGCAAGUGAAGCUUUUAAAAAGUUUCCUUCUUUAAUGGAGUCUUUGUGGUGUAAAGUUUCUAAUCAAAUGUAUUGUUUGGAAAAAAGGCAUCAAGAACUGGGACUUGGCGAAAAGGGUGUAUCAACAUACUAUUCAAGCAAUGUUACUGAUAAAGAUGUUUCAUUUGUUCAAGACUUUAUGAUAGAAAAAGGUAUUAGUCCAUAUAACACUCGUUUGUUUAAACAUGAAAGUGAUCAAGGAGUUAAGUAUGAGUUGCGACUAGCUUCAGCUGCAAGUAGUGAUGUUUGUAUUGAUACCGAUGAUUCUGUAUUCCCGAUUCUUGGUAAAAACAUGUAUAAUGGAUCAGAAAUCAACAUAACACGAGGUGAUUAUGCUCCUUUAUUAAAAAGAGUUAUAGAAAAUCUUCAGAAAGCCAAGGAGUUUGCUGCAAAUACCAAUGAAGAGUGUAUGAUUGAUAACUACAUUAAAAGUUUUAACUCUGGAAGUAUAGAUGCACAUAAAGAGGGCUCACGGUUUUGGAUUAGAAAUCAAGGUCCAAUUAUUGAGAAUUAUAUUGGAUUCAUUGAGUCAUAUAGAGACCCAUACGGUGUCAGAGGAGAAUUUGAAGGAUUUGUGUCAAUGGUGAAUAAAGAAAUGAGCAAAAAGUUCGGACAAUUAGUUGAAAGUGCACCAUCGCUAUUAAAGUUGCUACCUUGGCCAGCUGAGUAUGAAAAAGAUGUUUUUCUUAAACCGGAUUUUACAUCACUGGAUGUACUUGUGUUUGCAGGAAGUGGUAUUCCUGCUGGCAUCAACAUACCUAACUAUGAUGAUAUCCGUCAAAAUGAAGGUUUUAAAAAUGUAUCGCUGGGUAAUGUAUUGCAAGCUCGUUCUAAUGAACAAGAAAUUACGUUUCUCAGUAUUCAAGAUUGUGAACUUUACUCCAAAUACAAGUCACAAUCUUUUGAAGUUCAAGUAGGUUUGCAUGAGCUGUUAGGCCAUGGGAGUGGUAAACUUUUUCACCAGAAUGUAGAUGGCUCAUUUAACUUUGAUAAAGAUAAAGUGAAACAUUUAGAGCUAAAUCAACCAAUUACCAAAUGGUACUUACCAUGUGAAACAUGGGACACAAAAUUUAGCUCUAUGGCAUCAUCUUAUGAGGAAUGUCGAGCUGAAUGUGUUGGUUUAUAUCUUUCUCUGGAAAAAUCUAUUCUUAAGAUUUUUGGGUUUGAGGAGGAAAUCGCUGAAGAUAUACUAUAUGUUAACUGGCUAAAUAUGGUUAGAGCUGGUUUGCUAGGUUUGGAGUUCUACUCACCUGAAAGUAAAAGUUGGAAACAGGCUCAUAUGAAUGCAAGAUAUGUUAUACUGCAAGUUCUCAUAGAGGCUGGUGAAAAUUUUGUUGAAUUACAUCAUACAACAGAUGAAGUUGGGAAACCAGAUAUACUGAUAAAGUUGAAUCGUGAUUUGAUUAAAAGUGUUGGGAAAAAAGCUAUUUCCGUUUUUCUUAUGAGAUUACAACUCUAUAAGUCUACUGCUGACGUUGAAAGCGCUCAACACAUGUAUUCUAAGUACUCAGAUGUAUCUGAAAAGAUGCUCGAAGUAAGAGAAAUUGUGAUGUCUAAAAAGAAACCUAGGUUGAUGUACGUCCAAGUAAAUACUGAAAUAUCCAGUUCAGAUGGCGAUACAAAGUUACACGAGUAUCCGGCGACUUCAGCCGGAUUAAUUGAAUCAUUCAACAAGCGUUAUCCUAACCAUGAUACUGAACUUGAAAAUUUGUGGGUGGCUGAUAUGAAGUUUCAUUUCUACAGCAGCAAUUAGUUUGAAUUUUUUACGUGUAAUAAUGUUAUGAAUAUUAUAAUGUAUUAUAUA